Strigops habroptila (Kakapo) is the source of this 4764-nucleotide messenger RNA. It is a transcript of the gene SNX20, whose product is annotated as sorting nexin 20. Gene Ontology annotation, cellular component: early endosome membrane. Gene Ontology annotation, molecular function: phosphatidylinositol phosphate binding. Gene Ontology annotation, biological process: protein transport. The coding region runs from base 145 to 1131 and encodes 328 amino acids. The record is from RefSeq and is a predicted model, not a curated record. The transcript has 4 exons. Lineage: Eukaryota; Metazoa; Chordata; Aves; Psittaciformes; Psittacidae.
AAACACAGAAUGUUCCUGUUAGAAGAAAGCACAGACAUAUUUUUCUGCGUUUUGAAAAUGCGAAGCAGGCUUUUUGUGGCUUCGCGCACACUACGCAGGCACUGGAACUAAAAGCUCUUCAGCAGUUUCCAGUGAUAGCUUGCAAUGGACCAAGACUCGCACUGCACAGCAGAAAGGGAACUGUUGGAAGCUGUAAGCAGGAUUACUACGUUUUCUACCACAACUCCAUCUGAUAAAGAACAAAAUCAACCCCACACUGAAAUUUCAUGUCAAGUGAGAAAAGAAAACCCAGAAAAAGAUGACCUGAAAGAUUCCAGUGCAUCCCUAAGUCCCAACUCUUCAAUGACCACUAAGGAGCUUCAGGAAUAUUGGAGGAAUGAAAAACGCCAGUGCAAACAAGUCAAACUCAUUUUUGAAAUCCCAUCAACCAGAAUUGUGGAGCAUCACUUAUCUAAAUAUGUGAUGUAUAAAAUCAUCAUUCUGCAAACAGGGAGUUUUGACAGCAACAAAUCUGUGAUUGAACGCCGUUAUUCAGAUUUCGAGAAACUACACAGAAAUCUGCUGGAGGAGUUUAGUGAAGAAAUGGAAGAUGUGACCUUUCCCAAAAAAACUCUGACAGGGAACUUCACAGAAGAAAUAAUCAAUGAGAGAAAAUUAGCCUUCAAGGACUACCUAAGACUUCUAUAUUCUAUGAAAUGUAUCAGAAGAUCAAAAAAAUUUAUUGAUUUUUUAACAAGACCCGAGCUUCAGGAAGCAUAUGGUUGCCUGCGGGGUGGCCAGUACACCAAAGCUUUGGAAAUCCUUUUAGAAGUCAUUGGUCUGCAGGCAAGGCUGACGAGAGGCAACCCUGUCUCAAUUGUCCCUACUCUCUGUGCCAUAGUGGUGUGCCACAAGGACCUGGAAAACCCAGCAAGUGCCUUUGAAUAUGGAGAAAAAGCUCUGUCGCGCCUUUGUAUGCAUACUAGCCACAAGUAUUAUAUUCCAUUGUUAGAAACGAUGAUCACUCUGGCAUAUGAACUUGGCAAGGAUUUUCUGUCUUUGCAGGAAAAACUGGAAGAAUGGAAGGCAAAAAAAGAUCCCAUUCGUAUUUUUACCCUGAAAGAACUUGCAGUUCACGAGUAUGUACAAUGAACACAAGAAACAAUUUCUUUAAAGAGCAAAGCUGUCAGCUUCUUUUCCUGAACAUAAGCUCUUGAAAGAAUAAGAACUGGAAAUCACCUGUUUGGCUAACAUAAUGUUAAUAGAAAAAAAAAAAAUAUUUUCCGUAUUCAGAAGGGACAUUUCCAUUUAUGUUGGAAAGUAUUAUACUUACUCUACAGAUAUGAAGAGCACUUAAGCUUAUUAAGGUUUUUGGAAACAAAUUUGCAACAAAAAAUCGUUUAUGAUUUGCCUAUUUUGAAAAUAGCCUAAUUUGUCUGAAAAGUCAGAAUAGUGAAAUAAAAUGAAUAAAGCACUUAAGAAUCUGCAGAAUCAGAGGCAUUGCUUGCUUAUGUGGAAACUCCUUCAAGAAGAGAAACACCUUCUCAGGCAAUCUAAAGGAUCCAUCUUCAGACACUGAUUGUAGUUUUUUAGUCCUCCAGCUGAAGACUGGUCAAACAGCACUUUGCCCUUUCUGAAAAUGAUGGGAUUGGUCCUAUUCCCACUGGUCAAUUGCUGUGGGCAGGAGAACCUGGGGGGAAGGUUUACAGUCAAAUUCAAUAGAAGGCUAGUAUACAAGCAACGAUCAUUCUGUCAGAUAUGAGGGAGUAUGCUUCAUUUCUCUUUUGUAGCUAAUACAGUUUUAUGACCUGCAUUGAAGGCACUUUCUUGUUUGGGAUGAUCUUUAAGUAAAGCUCUGUCCAGAGUAGAAAAUUCGUGCCACAUGUGCUAUAUACAUAAUGCAAAGGAACACAAAAGGGUGCUUUAGGGGAAAACAUCUGGCUAAUAUAAUGCUAGCAUUUAAUUGUGAUUAUCAAGCUGUGAGGCACGGUUAUCAGACAGUCUGUGUUAAGCAUGUGUUUCCCUGUUGCCUUUCAGAAGUUUAUGUAAAUUGGGCGUUGCCUUAGUUUGACAGCCUGGUACACUAUGCAAAUACCAUCUUGGUGGCACUGCAAUAUUAUAGCUAAUUCUUUCAGAGAUUCAACCCACGUAUACAAAUUCUAAGCUUGUCUUAGCCCUAAUGCUCAUGUGAAAGCUUCCUAAGAGCUGAAAAAAAAAUCUCUGUUUACCUGCUUCUGUAAUUGUCUCUCUCAUACAUUUAUUUUAGUAAUCUGGUAAAAUAAUUCUCAUAAAUAUUGCAAUUAAAUGUCAUGGUAGCAUGGGUCAUUAUUCCCUGGUGAGUGUAGUCCACUGAGUACUUUCAGGCCUGUGCUUCAGGUACAGAUGCUACAUACACAGCACGAGGGCGCUGUCUAUAAAUUAGAAAUAGCUGUAUUAACUUACCUCCAAGAGACGUAAAAGAAUCAGAUAAUUGAAAGUGCACUGAGCCUCAGAAACAUUGGUGUACAUUGGUACAAGAAGGAUGGCUCAGAAAAAAUACAGAAUAGUGGGAGUAUCAAGGGUGGAAAGUUAAUAUUUUAGGUAGCUAUUAACAGCUAAGCGUUACACUCAAAUGCUUUGUUUAUUGUUACAGAUUAUUUGUUAUUUGACAAUUACUAUUUUUUGUAGUUAAAAGUAAGAGAAGUAAGAGUAAUUAACUAAGAGACUUAUGGACUAAUCUUCCCACAACAUACCAUAUUGCAGGUCAGUUAAAAUCAAAGAUAUCAAGCUUCUUAGGGGAUGUCUGAAUCAGUAACAAUGCAGCAAAGAAGAAUGUCUGGGGUCCACAUUACACUCAGGCAACUUGAAGUUAAGGUAGAAAGGAAGCUUGGCUAUCACGCUGCUCUGUCUCCACUGUAGUUUGUGGUGGAAGACCAAAAGAAUGCCUUGAGUUCUCCUCAGGUUCCUGUGGGACUGUACUUGAGUAGCUAAUUGUGUCCACAGGCCCUCACCUUACAGCUGACUACAAGAUUAGAGGGUCCAUAAGUACCUGCUGUCUAGCAAGGACAAAUACCUGGAAACUGCUUGCGUGGCCAUCAGUCAGCCACAACAUCUCAGACCUACCCUGGAAGAAUGUAUCAUCUACAUCACUCAGAGGGCUGAUUUCAAUUUCUGCUGCAUUGAGACAUCCAGUCAGGCUGCUUCAUGUAUGAAUCUGCACAGCCUACAGCACGUGUCAUCAAAGGGUCAAGUGUAAUGUUCGUAAAAUCAGUUUGUGAUUUCAUUACUAUUAGAAUACAACAAAAUUAAAAUCCCCAACAAUUCAACAUCCCUCCAGCAAAUCAUGCAUGCAUUCACUUCGUACAAAUGCAGAGCCUGUGACCUUCGGAUUUAUUAAACUCUUCAGAUAUGUCAUUGAAAAUCCUUGGAAAGAGAAAGCUUGUACGGUGACGGCACUGACUGGGGACCCACGAGGCCUGGAUUUCACCUGGAGAUCUGCCACAGACUUGGUCUGAACUUCGCACAAGUAACAGCUUCUGUGCCCUAUUUCUUCAUCCAGUACUUCCUCAGUAAGGUUCCCUCACUCAGGUUUUCAGUGGUCACUAGACAGAAAAAUUGUGAAACUUGACCAAGUAAGUUAACUCCCGCAUUUAACUUGGAAAUGUGAACUGAGAUGGAAGCAAUUUUGAUUUAUACAAGCCUAUUUCAUUUCUUCAAGGUAUCUUGACAUAGAAGAGAACUUAGAGGCAGUAAGUUGCCAAAUCUGUGUGCUUACGGUUGAUUGAAUAGUUUCUUACUAAUGCAGUCUUUAUUUUAGAAUCAGACUUUACUUUCCUCACACACCAGAGAAGUUACGAAAUUUAUCUAUUUAUUGCAUAGGACUGUAGUGAGACCAUGCUGGCUCACCAGCCCCAUGGACCGUCGGCCAGUUCUGAUUUCUUAGCUGUGUUCUCCCAGAGACUUGUUGGACCUGCCAAAAGAAUUUUCCUUUCAUUUACUCACAUUUCAAAAGUCAACUUCUGCAAAUUCUUUUUCACUUGAUUUUUACAGCGAAGUGAGUAUUCAGCAGUUACAUGUUACUAAAACAAACGGUAAUGGAAUUCCUGCUCCCAUACUGACCCUCCUAUCUUCCACUUGGAAUGACAGCCUGCGAGGAAUGGGUUCCCUCUGCCUGUACAUGCGACUUUAUCUUCCACAGUUCAAACCAUAUAGCCAGGUAAGGCAGAUUUCCUGCGGAGAAUCAGAGAUUAGUUUCUUUCCCCAUUAACAUUGCCUGAUGCAGGGAUACAGUACUGCCUGCAGAGCGCUCAUUCAUGAAUUGAAUCUGUCCUGGCUUUUUCAUAAAAUGUAUAAAAAUUAAAUGGGUGCUUUCCACUUACCACUGCAUCUUGUUUUUCCUCUGAAUAAUGUUCUAAGAAUGGCUUAAAAAGGACAUGGAUAAUAUUUUUGUCCACAUCUACCUGUCUUGCUUAUCUACUGCUCUUCCUUAACUCCUGUUAAGAAGCCACUGGAGAAACAAUGACUAAAAACCUUGUUCACUCUCCAUGGGGCUUGCAUGCUAUCCCCAGAGUACACAUCCCACCUCACCAGGUGCUGGGUGAGCAAAAGCAAAUAGCACUGCAUCAGUGAAGCUAUUUUGGAAGAAGAAAGCUCUAGCACUGCCACAGCUGCAAGAAUGGAACAUAAAUUAAGAAAGCAGGUGGUUCCUGCUUCCAGACAGCUGUUUUACUUUCACUCUUCAUUGCUUUACAAUACUUGAGUGAUAAAAACCUGCUUUAUAAAUAAAUCCAUUUCCUUUCUCCAAAA